Messenger RNA from Eruca vesicaria subsp. sativa (arugula), 946 nucleotides. The record is from the annotation of a GenBank genome assembly. NCBI's taxonomy places the organism in Eukaryota, Viridiplantae, Streptophyta, Magnoliopsida, Brassicales, Brassicaceae.
AUGCUUUGUAACGGUGAUGGUUCUGAUGGGUCAAAGAAGACAUGGUGGUUGAAUAGGCUUAUGGGUCAACGGAAGAAGAUAACACAUAAUUGGCCAUAUACCCUUUUGAAGAAGGGAAGCUCUUUAUUCUUACCCUUCAAGCUGGAAUGGAAGGUUACCACAUCAGCGUUAAUGGAAAACAUAUCACAUCUUUCCCUUACAGAACAGGGAAGAUUGAUCUGCAUUCUAGAUGAUGCUAAUGGACUAGCGCCGCAAAAGCAUCUCGAGAUGCAGAGCAUGUGGAAAGCUCCUGCGUUACCUGGGAAGCCUGUGGAGCUGUUCAUCGGUGUUCUCUCUGCUGGUAACCAUUUUUACAGAGAGAAUGGCUGUGAGGAAGUCAUGGAUGCAGCAGAAGCUUGUCAUAUCAUCUAAAGUUGUUUCCUGGUUCUUUGGGCACGCAAGAAAGGAAGUCAAUGUGGAUCUUAAGAAAGAAGCUGAGUACUUGGUGGUAUUGUCAUAGUACCGUACAUGGAUCACUAUGACGGGAAAUUGGCUGUGACGUUGUUCAAGAUGGAAGAUGUGAACUAGGGAAUGUGGGUGGAGAAGUUCAACGACUAAACCAGUGGAGGUGGUUCACAGCCUCAGGUUCUGCCAGUUUGGAUGCAUAGAAGACUAUUUCACCGUUCUUUACCAGUCACCACGGCAGAUAAUUUGCACGUGGGAUAAGCUACUGGACUUGAGACGCCUCAUUGCUGCAAUAUGAGAUGAUAUAAUAUUGUUGUUGGCCGCGAUUCUGGAAUUUUUCUUUAGAAAGAAGAUGGGAGUUUAUGAAGUUAACUAUUUUAGAUUUCUGUAUAUAUGGAUCUUUCUAUAAUGUAUGUAUAUAUGUAAUCAUAUAUAUAAUGAAAGGCUCUUGAAAAGUUGACAGAAAAGUCAAGUAGUUCUUUUUGCAGUUCUUGUAAAACAG